AUGAAAGCAUUGCUUGGGUCACAUCUUUUAAGCAAAACAGGCUUGAUCGGAUCCCAGAUUUUAGAUUCUCAGCCACUUAUUCUUUUGUAUUUUUCUGCUAGCUGGUGUCCUCCUUGCAGACAAUUUACCCCCACACUCAUAGACUUUUACAAUAAAGUGAAUACACCAAAAAAGCAAGCAGAAGUAGUGCUUAUUCCUGCAGACAGGACUGAAGAAGACUUUAUAGAUUACUAUGAAAAAAUGCCUUGGCUUUCAGUUCCAUUCGCUAAUGCUUCUGUUAUCUCUCCUUAAGAUUAAGCAAGAUGAUUUUAAGAGAGGCAAAAGUGCUUUUUUUAUUAAAAAAUCUAGAUUAAUUAUAAAAUUUAAGCAUAUCUAAAAUUAAAAUUGUUAACUCCCCCCUUUAAAUUAAAAAAAAAUUGUUCCAAUUAAAAAUGGGGUAUUUAAUUUAUUUAUAAAAUUGGAACUUUUAAAAAUAUAAAUCGAGUACAUACUUUGAAUUUUAACUUAUUUUUAUGAAGAAAUAAUUUAAAAAAUAAUUGAUUCAGUGUGCUAUUUGCACUUUUUUCAUUAAAUUAGGUUAAACUAAUUUUAUAAAAAAUAGUAUUUUAAAUCUCUAAUUAUUUUUUUAAAACAAAAUUAAUUAAGCAUAAUACUUUUGAAGUUUAAUUUAUUUUAUGAAGAAUUAAAUAAAAUAGAAAUCGAUUCAGCACGAAAUUGUUUAAAUAUCAUCCUACUUGCAUUUGCAUAUUAUUUUCAUAUUAAAAACAAAUUUUAUUCCAAAUAAUUGAUGGUCAAAGUACCAAAAAUGAAAAUUUUACUGAUAAAUUGUCCAAUUUAAAGGGGGAGUAAGAAAUCUUGUUAUAAGAACUAUUAGUCAUACUUUAAAAAUUAUUCGAUUACUAUUAUAGGGUAGUUAAUUUUCCCCAAAGCGAACAUUUUUCUAAUGGGUUUUCCCCUUUUAAAGGCAGAGUAAGCAGCUUUUGGGCGAAAAAUAUAAAGUCCAAACGAUACCUACAUUGGUGCUCACUGAUAAAGAUGGGAAUGCAUUGAAUACGAACUGCAGAUGGGAAGUUGUACAAAAAGGAGUUGAAGCACUGAAAGGGUGGGAAGAGCUAGUCGCCAAAACAAAAACUAAAUAG
Molecule: messenger RNA, 1139 nt
Organism: Blepharisma stoltei
Lineage: Eukaryota; Ciliophora; Heterotrichea; Heterotrichida; Blepharismidae
Source: the annotation of a GenBank genome assembly